Molecule: messenger RNA, 6300 nt
Organism: Polyodon spathula (Mississippi paddlefish)
Lineage: Eukaryota; Metazoa; Chordata; Actinopteri; Acipenseriformes; Polyodontidae
Product: low-density lipoprotein receptor-related protein 4-like
Exons: 38
Coding region: 306-6080 (1924 amino acids)
Molecular function (GO): protein binding; calcium ion binding
Source: RefSeq, a predicted model, not a curated record
UGUUAGAAGCAGACCUAGUGGCAACACUGAUAAAAAUAUCACCGAGAACAGCGAAACUUCACCAACUUCAAUACAGGACUUAAACAAAAAAAACAAAAGAAAGAAGAAAAAAACUGAAGGAACUAAACGCACAGCCUAAACCGAAGAACUAUUACAGUCAUGGUUUGAACACCCUGUAACGAUUAUCAUUACCUAUUGUUAAAUCGUUUUGCAAGGAUCUAAUUGUCAAAAUAACUAUUAAUAAACACACUUUUAGGUCUUGUGGCGGGAGGGGGCGGGGGAGGGGGUGGUGUCAAUCUCGUAAAAUGCAGCUUGCAGCGGUUUGUGGUACUCUGAUAGCUUCAGUGCUUUUAAUUCAAGCCAUUGCAGGAAACCCGGAAUGCUCAUGUGGACGAAAUCAUUUCACAUGUGCGGUGAAUACCUUUGGGGAGUGCACCUGCAUUCCAGCUCAGUGGCAGUGCGACGGGGACAAUGACUGUGGAGACCACAGUGAUGAAGAUGGAUGCACUCUUCCUACCUGCUCCCCACUGGAUUUCCACUGCGACAACGGGAAGUGUAUCCGUCGCUCCUGGGUGUGCGAUGGGGACAAUGACUGUGAAGAUGAUUCAGAUGAGCAAGAUUGUCCUCCCCGGGAGUGUGAAGAGGAUGAGUUCCACUGCCAGAACGGAUACUGUAUCCGCAGCCUGUGGCACUGCGAUGGAGACAAUGACUGUGGGGACAACAGCGACGAGCAGUGUGACCUGAGGAAAUGUUCAGACAAGGAGUUCCGGUGUACUGAUGGAAGCUGUAUCGCUGAACACUGGUACUGCGAUGGAGACAUAGACUGCAAAGACGGGUCAGAUGAGGAAAGCUGCCCCUCUGAAGUUCCCAUGGCGACGUGCAGCGUGGAGGAGUUCCAGUGCUCGUACGGCCGCUGCAUCCUCGAUAUCUACCACUGUGACGGCGAUGACGACUGUGGUGACUGGUCUGACGAGUCUGACUGCUCCUCUCACCAGCCCUGCAGGUCAGGCGAGUUCAUGUGCAGCAGCGGCCUGUGCAUCAACGCUGGCUGGAGGUGUGAUGGAGACUCUGACUGCGAUGACCAGUCCGAUGAGAAAAACUGCACCACCUCCACCUGUACCACCGACCAGUUCCGCUGCAAGUCUGGGCGCUGUGUGCGGUUAUCAUGGAGAUGUGAUGGGGAAGACGACUGCUCAGAUAACAGUGACGAAAUAGGCUGUGAGAAAACAGAUUCCCCUCAGUGUGCUUCAGACCAAUUCCUGUGUGGGAAUGGCCGCUGCAUUGGUCAGAGGAAGGUGUGCAAUGAGGUCAGCGACUGUGGAGACGGCAGUGAUGAGAGCCCGCACCAGAACUGCCGUCCCAGGUCGAGUGAGGAGAAUUGCAAUGUGAACAAUGGUGGCUGUUCUCAGAAAUGCCAGAUGGCUCGAGGACAGGUGCAGUGCACGUGUCACACUGGGUUCAGGCUGAAGGAUGACGGGAGGUCAUGUCAAGAUGUGGAUGAGUGUUCGGAAGAAGGCUACUGCAGUCAGGGUUGUACUAACACUGAGGGAGGUUUCCAGUGCUGGUGUGUGCACGGCUAUGAACUCCGACCCGAUAAACGCAGCUGCAAAGCAUUAGGGCCAGAGCCUGUUCUACUGUUUGCCAACCGGAUCGACAUCCGACAAGUGCUUCCCCACCGCUCCGAGUACACACUCCUGCUCAACAACCUGGAGAACGCCAUUGCUCUGGACUUCCACCACAACAUGGAGCUGGUCUUCUGGUCAGACGUCACGCUGGACAGGAUCAUGAAGGCCAACUUGAACGGGAGCAAUGUGGAGGAGGUGGUGUCGACAGGCCUCGAGAGUCCAGGUGGUCUGGCAAUUGACUGGAUCCACGACAAACUGUACUGGACAGACUCUGGCACAUCUCGCAUUGAGGUCGCCAACGUGGAUGGCACUCACAGGAAGGUGCUCCUGUGGCAAAACAUGGAGAAGCCACGAGCCAUAGCUCUCCACCCAAUCGAAGGGAAGAUCUACUGGACCGACUGGGGCAACACUCCGCGGAUUGAGUACGCCAACAUGGACGGCUCCAAUCGCAGGAUCAUUGCUGACACCCACCUCUUUUGGCCAAACGGGCUCACCAUCGACUACGCUGGCCACAGAAUGUACUGGGUGGAUGCCAAGCAUCAUGUGAUUGAGCGAGCCAAUCUGGAUGGGAGCAACAGGAAAGCGGUCAUCAGCCAAGGGUUGCCUCAUCCCUUUGCCAUCACUGUCUUUGAGGACAGUCUGUACUGGACUGACUGGCACACCAAGAGCAUCAACAGUGCCAACAAGUUCACAGGCAAGAACCAGGAGAUCAUCCGCAAUAAACUCCACUUCCCCAUGGACAUCCACACACUGCACCCCCAGCGGCAACCAGCAGGAGGGAGAAACCGCUGUGGGAACAACAAUGGGGGUUGCAGCCACCUCUGCCUGCCCAGCAACAAAACAUUCACCUGUACCUGCCCCACUGGCUUCCAGAAGAUCGACAAUUUCAACUGCGCUCAAAGUCUUGACAAGUUCCUGCUUUUUGCCCGAAGGACGGACAUCCGUCGGAUCAGCUUCGACACAGAGGACAAGUCCGACGAUGUCAUCCCGCUGGCUGAUGUGCGCAGCGCUGUGGCCCUGGACUGGGAUUCCAAGGACGAGUACAUCUACUGGAGCGACGUCACCACCGACUCUAUUAACAGGGCCAAGUGGGAUGGCUCCAGACAGCAGGUUGUUGUGGAUACCAGUCUGGAGAGUCCAGCGGGUCUAGCUUUUGACUGGGUGACCAGCAAACUCUACUGGACAGAUGCAGGUACAGACAGGAUUGAAGUGUCCAGUGCAGAUGGCAGCAUGAGGACUGUGCUGAUCUGGGAGAAUCUGGACAGACCCAGGGACGUUGUAGUGGAUCCCAUUGGAGGGUACAUGUACUGGACAGACUGGGGAGCCAGCCCCAAGAUCGAGCGGGCAGGGAUGGAUGCCUCAAACCGCAUUGUCAUCAUCUCCUCCAACCUGACCUGGCCCAAUGGCCUGGCGAUUGACUAUGAGACUGAGAGGCUGUACUGGGCAGAUGCUGGCAUGAAAACCAUAGACUUCUCCAACUUGGAUGGCACUGACAGACAGGUGUUGAUUGGAAGCCAGCUGCCCCACCCUUUUGGGCUGACUGUGUAUCUGGACAAAAUCUACUGGACAGACUGGCAGUCCAAGAGCAUCCAAAGUGCUAAUAAACUGAGUGGCCUGGGCCGAGUCACUCUGAGAGAGAACCUGGAGAACCUCAUGGAUAUUCACAUGUUUCACCGGCACAGGUCCCCAGUGCCCACAGUGUGUAAAGUGAAUAAUGGAGGAUGCAGUCACCUCUGUCUGCUGGCUCCCCUGCCCAAGGGCUCCAGCUGUGCCUGCCCAACAGGAAUCACCCUCCAGUCUGAUGGAAAGACCUGUGCUCACGGCAUGAACAGUUUCCUGAUUUUUGCACGAAGGACAGACAUCCGCAUGGUUUCUUUGGACAUCCCCUACUUUGCUGAUGUUGUUCUUGCAAUCAAUGAAUCUUUGAAAAAUACCAUUGCCAUUGCUGUGGAUCCUAAAGAAGGGAAGGUUUACUGGUCAGACAGUACAUUGAAAAAAAUAAGCAGAUCCAACCUGAAUGGAACAGAGUAUGAAGAUAUUAUCACAACUGGUUUAAUGACGACCGAUGGACUGGCUGUGGAUGCUGUAGGCCGUAAGAUUUACUGGACUGACACUGGGACCAACCGGAUUGAAGUCGCCAAUUUGGAUGGAUCAAUGAGAAAAGUUCUUAUUUGGCAAAAUCUGGACAGCCCGAGGGCCAUUGCACUCUACCAUGAAAUGGGAUAUAUGUUCUGGACUGACUGGGGAGAGCAUGCAAAGCUGGAACGUUCUGGAAUGGACGGAACAGGCCGCGUGGUUCUCAUCAGUAACAACCUGGGCUGGCCCAAUGGACUUGCCAUAGACAAGGCAGGGUCCCAGCUACUGUGGGCUGAUGCUCAUACUGAGCGUAUCGAGGCAGCUGACCUCAACGGUGCCAACCGUCGAACUCUGGUCUCACCAGUUCAGCACCCCUAUGGACUGACCCUAUUGGGCCCACACAUCUACUGGACAGACUGGCAGACCCGUAGCAUCCAGCGAACAGACAAGAACACGGGCGGCAGCAGCAUCACUGUGCGCGGAAACCUGCCUGGCCUCAUGGACAUUCAGGCCGUGGACCGGAACAAGCCCCUGGGCUUUAAUAAGUGUGGUGUGAGAAACGGAGGCUGCAGCCAUUUGUGCCUCCCCAAUCCCAGCAGCCUCUCCUGCUCAUGCCCCACGGGGAUCCAGCUGAAGAGCGACGGGCGGACAUGUGACGACUCCCCCGAGACAUACCUGCUCUUCUCCAGCCGUGGCAGCAUCCGCCGCAUCUCCCUGGACACCAACGACCACACUGACGUCUACGUGCCAGUGCCUGAGCUCAACAACGUCAUCUCGCUGGACUACGACAGCGUGGACGGCAAGGUCUAUUACACAGACGUGCAUCUCGACGUCAUCAGGCGUGCCAACCUGAAUGGAAGCACCUUGGAGACUGUGAUUAGCCACGGCCUGAAAACGACGGACGGGCUGGCAGUGGACUGGGUGGCUCGGAAUCUAUACUGGACAGACACGGGCAGGAACACCAUCGAGGUAGCCCGGCUGGACGGCUCCAAUCGCAAAGUGCUCAUUAACAACAGUCUGGACGAGCCCAGGGCCAUUGCUGUGUUCCCAAGGAAGGGGUAUCUCUUCUGGACUGAUUGGGGCCACAUUGCCAAGAUUGAGAGGUCACACCUGGAUGGUUCUGAGCGCAAGGUCCUGAUCAAUACUGACCUGGGCUGGCCCAACGGAUUGACUCUGGACUACGACACACGAAGGAUCUACUGGGUCGAUGCCCACUUAGAUCGGAUAGAGAGUUCCGAUCUCAAUGGAAAACUGCGCCAGAUCCUUGUCAGCCCUGUCUCCCAUCCCUUUGCCCUCACACAGAUGGAGACAGUGUCUUCAAAACUAACCAUUCUCUCCCACCUCUCGCAGCAAGACCGGUGGAUUUAUUGGACUGACUGGCAGACAAAGUCUAUUCAACGAGUAGACAAGUACACAGGAAGGAGCAAGGAGACCAUUCUUGCCAAUGUUGAGGGGCUCAUGGACAUUAUUGUAGUGUCACCACAGCGGCAGACUGGUACCAACUUCUGCGGAGUUAAAAACGGGGGUUGCACUCACCUUUGCUUUGCCAGAACUGCAGAUUUUGUUUGUGCCUGUCCGGAUGAAAGUGAUGGAAAACCUUGUUCCACAAUUCCAGGUUAUGUGCCACCAGAUCCUGACACUUCUACAGCAAGUGCUACUCAGCCUGAUAAAUCUCACAAGAACUCUGGUGUCUCCACAGAGGAACUCACACCACCUGCCCAUACACCUGCAAAAAAUUGCUCUGUACAGGAUACAGGUCUUGCAAACUGUAACACUGAGCAGAGUGAUGGUCCAGUCCCCUCCGAUGAAAGCUUGCACAUGAGUUACAUCAUUGGGGGAGUCCUCACCAUGCUGGCCUUCCUCAUACUUAUUGCUGCCUUUAUCAUAUACAGGCACAAAAAAUCAAAGUUUGCAGAUCCAGGAGUGAGCAACCUGACUUACAGUAACCCAUCAUACCGCACCUCCACGCAAGAGGUGAAGAUAGAAACGGUGCAGAAGCCACCGAUUUAUAACCAGCUACGAUGUAAGAAAGAGACUGGCAUUGACAACAGCUACACCAAGGAGAAGAUCAAGAUUGUGGAGGGGAUCUGCCUGCUGUCCAGCGACGAGCUGUACUGGGAGGACCUGAAGCAGAUGAAGCCAUCACGGGUCGGGAUUCUGCGGGAUCACGUCUGCAUGAAGACAGACACGGUGUCCCUGCAGGCCAGCAGCAGCGGCUCGCUGGACGACACGGAGAUGGAGCAGCUGCUGCAGGAGGAGCAGCAAUCCGAGUGCAGCAGCGUCCACACCACCAGGGCAACCACGUCCGAGCGACACGGCUCUCUGCCAGACACAGGCUGGGAGAUCCAGCGCAAGCCCUCCACUGAGAGCGAGGUCUGAUUCACCCUUCCGCCAGCAGGCCUCAGAUUCCUCCUGCUUUUUUUUAUUUCACCACGAACUGCGUCCGGCUGCUGCCUCAGAUAGAGACUGAGAGAACUGGGUGGGGAAGAAAAAAAAAUAAGACUGAAUGAACAAAUAAAUAUCUGGAAACCAUAAAAAAAAAAAAAAACGUUAUUGGACUGCUUCCGUGGGUCAUUUUAAUUGUGGACUUCUUUUUUGA